Molecule: messenger RNA, 943 nt
Organism: Leptopilina heterotoma
Lineage: Eukaryota; Metazoa; Arthropoda; Insecta; Hymenoptera; Figitidae
Product: plexin-A4-like
Exons: 3
Coding region: 1-777 (258 amino acids)
Biological process (GO): regulation of GTPase activity; regulation of cell migration; motor neuron axon guidance
Cellular component (GO): semaphorin receptor complex
Molecular function (GO): semaphorin receptor activity
Source: RefSeq, a predicted model, not a curated record
AUGAGAAUUACUUUAAUGAAUUUGAAAAUAAUUCUCUGUUUCUUUGUAAUUUUGGAAUCAGUGUUCAGUGACAAUGAUGAGAAUAAAGAUGAUAAACAUAAUGCAUUUGGAUUUCCCGGUUGGAGACCACCUCCAAAUCGUUGGAAAAUUAAUAAAUAUUGUCCCGAUAUUAAAAGUUGUUCAGAUUGUGUUGAUUCUCCCUGCACUUGGUCAUUGGAAAAAGUUGGAUGCUAUAAAUGUUCGGUAAUACAGAGGCAGAAGAAAUGUAAAACUUUUCCAAAAAAUACCACCGCUGUUACAUCGGACAAUAAAAAUUCACUAAAAUGCCCAUCGUUUAAUAGUGAGCAGAAAACAUUUUUCAUACCUUCAGGAACGAAUAAAUCUAUAACUGUCAAAGCAAAUCUUGAUGGCAGCAAAGAUGCCUUGAUAUUAUUAAAUUACCGUUGCCAAUAUGAAAUAGAAGGAAAAAAGGUUGAAGUGAAAGCAAAAUUAUUGGCAGACACAAUUUAUUGCGAUCCAUAUUUAUUUUCUUAUGAAUCAAAGAAACCAAAAAUUCAAGUCAAAUUGAAAAUUUACGCCGGUGGGAAUGGUUAUUUUUUAGAGAAUCCCGACGAUGUUUGCAUUGAAAUUUACAAAUGUAAAGAAAUGGCGAAUAAUUGUAAAUCAUCCUCGACAAUGGAGAAAAAAUACAAUUGUGGCUGGUGUGAGAAGACAAAUAGUUGUGAGAAUCGUGAUGAUUGCGAAAAACCAGCAAUUCGUCCAAACUUUAGUUAUUGAAAACAAUUCUAAACUAAACUUCUUCUCUGAAUCAAUUAAUUUUAAUAAUUUUCCGGAAGUUUUUCGAGAAUUGAAUUCUUUAAAUACAAAACUUCAAUUUUUUAUAAUAAUUGUAACUGCAACGUCUCAUGAUUUCUCUUUAAAGUUAUUAAUUAUUAUAAUACAC